This is a messenger RNA of Syngnathoides biaculeatus (alligator pipefish), 2578 nucleotides long. It is a transcript of the gene slc38a9, whose product is annotated as solute carrier family 38 member 9. Lineage: Eukaryota; Metazoa; Chordata; Actinopteri; Syngnathiformes; Syngnathidae. Bases 260 to 1936 code for a protein of 558 amino acids. Gene Ontology annotation, biological process: amino acid transmembrane transport. The record is from RefSeq and is a predicted model, not a curated record. Gene Ontology annotation, molecular function: amino acid transmembrane transporter activity. The transcript has 16 exons.
AAGUCAAGAGUGACACAAUCACAACAGAUGUUUUUUGACGGUCAGGAAGGAUACUUAGAGUUUCCACGACCGUGUGUGAUAUGCUGGAUUUUGUCAAGGUUACCACGUUCUGACACCUCUUAAUCUAGACAAACUGAAGAUACCGGCUGGGAAGGAUCUUAUCACUGUAAACAUUGACUUUCUAUAAAACUGAAGGGCAGCGGUCAUUGGGAGUUUCAUCAGGUGAUGGCAGUUGUCAGAACCUAGCUGAGUGACUGUCAUGGAGAACAUCUGCCGGCCUCUGCUGAGCUCAGAGCAGGCUGGGGAGAACUUCUCGCACAGAGGCUCCACAGACUCACUGGACGCUAGAGCUAAAAGACCUUUUCACGUGGAGCCUAGAAACAUCGUAGAUGAUGAACCGCAGGAGCGUGUGUCAGCCGAGGCUGCCAUCCUCAAUAGCAGAGUGCAAUACUACAGCAAACUAACUGGCUCUUCUGACAGGCUACUGAGUCCACCCAACCAUGUGAUCCCCCGGACAGAGGAGCUCUACAUCUACAGUCCACUGGGGACAGCUUUUAAGGUGUCAGGAAAAGACCAUACGACUAAAAACCCCAGUAUCAUCACCAUAUUUGCAAUAUGGAACACGAUGAUGGGCACAUCCAUACUCAGUAUACCUUGGGGUAUAAAGCAGGCUGGUUUCUCUCUUGGGAUCCUCAUCCUUAUCUUCACAGGCUUAGUUAUGCUGUAUUGUUGUUACAUUGUCCUCAAAUCACCAAAGGCAAUACCCUAUGCGGACACAUCCGACUGGGAAUUUCCUGAUGUCUGUCGGUACUACUUUGGAAAGUUUGGCCAGUGGUCCAGCUUAGUCUUCUCAAUGGUGUCUCUAAUUGGAGCGAUGGUGGUUUAUUGGGUCCUCAUGUCCAACUUCCUCUACAACACUGGCCAGUUUAUCUACAACUAUGCUCAUCAUAUUAACACAUCAGAUUCAGAGUUUGGGACGAAUGACACGGACAGAGUAAUUUGUCCAUACCCAAAUACUGACACUGAAGGGAAUUGCACCUUAGUAACACAUUACAUCCAUACCAGUGGAAAUGAUACAUCUGAGGUCAACUUUGAACACUGGUGGAGCAAAACCAACACCGUACCACUCUUCCUCAUCAUUCUACUGCUUCCCCUACUUUGCUUCCGCUCAGCCUCCUUCUUUGCAAGGUUCACCUUCUUAGGCACCAUAUCAGUGAUCUACUUGAUUAUUCUGGUCACAAUGAAAUCUGUUCAUCUUGGCUUUCACCUUGAGUUCCACUGGUUGGACAGGACCAAGUUUUAUGUUCCAGAAUUCCGGCUGCUCUUUCCUCAACUGACAGGUGUCCUCACGCUGGCUUUCUUCAUUCACAACUGUAUCAUCACACUGAUGAAGAACAACAAGCAUCAAGAGAACAAUGUACGGGACCUGUCUGUGGCUUAUCUCCUUGUUGGGCUGACGUACCUCUAUGUGGGAGUGUUGAUCUUUGCUACUUUUCCAUCACCUGCUCUCAGCAAAGAUUGCAUUGAACCAAACUUCUUAGAUAAUUUCUCCAGUGGUGAUGUUCUGGUUUUUGUGGCUCGGACCUUCCUGUUGUUCCAAAUGAUCACAGUCUAUCCAUUGCUCGGAUACUUAGUGCGAGUCCAGAUGAUGGGCCAGAUUUUCGGCAAACAUUACCCCAGUUUCUUCCAUGUCCUCAUUCUGAACAUCUUGAUUGUUGGAGCUGGUGUCCUGAUGGCAAAGUUUUAUCCCAACAUUGGAUCCAUUAUUCGGUUUUCUGGAGCAACUUGUGGCUUGGCUUUGGUGUUUGUUUUCCCGUCCUUGAUCCACAUGAUCUCCUUGAGACGACAGAGUGCCCUCCGUUGGCCGUCAGCGGUCUUCCACAGUUUUCUCAUCUUGUUGGGUAUGACCAACCUGGUCGCUCAGUUCUUCAUGUAGACUCCACCUUCGCUGAUUUAAACAUGUAAUGGGUAUUUUAAUCUGUAAAUGUAAUAAAGGAUAAUACAAGUGUGUUGUGUUAUGACAACAGUGUGCCUUCAUCAACCUUUUGUCAUUUCUGGUAAUCAAAAAAGGACAUUUGCAGCAUCCACCUGGAAUCUACUGACAUAUCUUGUUCUAUCUUUCAAUCAGUGAAAGUCACGUGAUGAAGGGAAGCAACUUUGUUUGAUUAUUAUUGCUCAGAAGAGUAACCUGAGUUUAUCCUCUGUGUUUAAAAUUUGUAUCACAGUCGCUAAAAUAUGAAUUGUUAGGGUGGGUCACAAUGACUACGUAUAGGUUCUAAGGGAUGCAUAUUUAAUUUUUUUUAAUUAGUUCCUUUACCUUUAGGAUAAAUGUAUUACUUUACAGUUAUUUUAUCAUCAUUAGAGAGCUAAUUGUUAGUGAUGACAGGGAACCCUUUUACUUUAUUAUACAAACUUUGUAGAUUCCAUGUUGUUUUUAACAGACUUUGUUUUAUAACCCAUCUUCUAAUGAUUCUCAUUCUACAUUCUGUGCUCUUCAUGCCGUUAUACUCUACAAUUUGUUUCAGCACACGACAUGACAAAGCGAACAUUUGAAAAAUAAAUCUGAUUAAAACUGUAG